UUCGCGCGCGCAGUUUAUUCUGUUUUUCUAUCCGCGAAGUGCAGAGUUUGACGCUAUGGCAAGAACCAAGCAGACCGCCCGUAAGUCCACCGGUGGCAAGGCGCCAAGGAAGCAGCUCGCCACUAAGGCUGCCCGCAAGAGCGCGCCGGCUACCGGCGGCGUGAAGAAGCCUCAUCGUUACAGGCCCGGCACCGUGGCUCUGAGGGAGAUCCGCCGUUAUCAGAAGUCUACUGAGCUGCUUAUCCGCAAGCUGCCCUUCCAGCGCCUGGUGCGAGAAAUCGCUCAGGACUUCAAGACCGACUUGCGUUUCCAGAGCUCGGCCGUCAUGGCCCUGCAGGAAGCGAGCGAGGCAUACCUGGUCGGUCUGUUCGAGGAUACCAAUCUGUGCGCUAUCCACGCCAAGAGAGUGACCAUCAUGCCCAAGGAUAUUCAGCUGGCCCGCCGUAUUCGCGGAGAACGCGCUUAAACCACAACUCCGUCUAAUAUACACAAAGGCUCUUUUCAGAGCCACUUCAUCGUCUCAGAAAACGGAAAAUUUUCUUCGGCAGUCUCAAUAUUAGAACGUGGUACAGAGAUAAAAUGACACUUAAUAUAUAUAUGUAUGUAUGCUUGUAUGUGUGUGUAUAUAUAUGUUUAAAUGAUGUACAAGGUUUUAUAUUAAAUAUAGUCCUAUGAAUAUUAAUGUUUGUUUAUAUAGAUGAGCCGUUAAUUGUGGUUAUGUCCGAAUAACACAAUGCACAGUAAUGAGCUGUGUCUGUAAAAUAGCCCAAACCUACCUUCAGUUUCAGGCGGCGUUUUGUGUUGCGCUAGAUGGAGCUUGACUGCCCUCGUGUGGCCAAACUCGGGAACGUCGAUUUUCUAGAAGCGGAUUUGUGGGCA
Messenger RNA from Ictalurus punctatus (channel catfish), 879 nucleotides. RefSeq names its product histone H3. Gene Ontology annotation, molecular function: protein heterodimerization activity; structural constituent of chromatin; DNA binding. Gene Ontology annotation, cellular component: nucleosome. The coding region runs from base 56 to 466 and encodes 136 amino acids. The record is from RefSeq and is a predicted model, not a curated record. The transcript has a single exon. NCBI's taxonomy places the organism in Eukaryota, Metazoa, Chordata, Actinopteri, Siluriformes, Ictaluridae.